Messenger RNA from Acanthopagrus latus (yellowfin seabream), 7963 nucleotides. RefSeq names its product NACHT, LRR and PYD domains-containing protein 3-like. The transcript has 16 exons. Lineage: Eukaryota; Metazoa; Chordata; Actinopteri; Spariformes; Sparidae. Bases 1536 to 5114 code for a protein of 1192 amino acids. Gene Ontology annotation, molecular function: protein binding. The record is from RefSeq and is a predicted model, not a curated record.
UAUAACCACGCCCACAUCCUCUUGGUUAAACUGAAGACCACGAGCUGUGUUGCCAGAUUGGGUGAUUUUAGGUCGCUUUGUGAAGGAUAAAAUGGGGUUGGGCUUCUUUUCUAAAUAAAUUAAAGAUAAUUCAUAAAUUGUAUCUAUUAGAUUUGUAAACACAUCCAGCAGAAGGUCGACACAUAGUAUACAAUCAUUUAAUACACAUACAAAUGUACUUUAAAUAUACAUUUGAUAUUUUAGUCCAUUUAAUAACAGAUACUUUAAGAAUUUUACUCAAGUACUUUCACUUUAACCAAAGUCAUAUUUCAUUUUGUCAUAUUUAACAACUGUGAUGAACCACAGUACUGUUGCUGCUGUGUGUUGUUUAUAAAUGAAAAUAUUUGUGCAUCAUCAAUUUGGGGGAUUUUGAGCAACUCGGACUGGAAACGUUCAAAACAUCAACCCGACCUGGCAACAAAGAGUGAAAGUGAAAGUCAAAAAGUUGUUUAUCAACAUUGGGCGCCUUUUUCUAUCCGCGUCAGUAUCGAGUGGAGCUGAAGGUUUGCUGUGGUGAAGUGACGUCAGACCGUCCAGAGCUCUUAUCUCCAGGAAACAACUGUGACUGGGGACGUUAGUCAGGUAUACACUGCCACCUGGUGGUCAAAUUAAAGAAGUACAUGGGUGCAGUAACAUUAUUUAUUUUGUCUGUACAAAUUUAAUGUCUGUGUUAUUUGACAGUGCAAAUGUAUAUAUGUAUGUGUAUAUUUAUCCCGAUAUUUAGUCCCGAUCUGAUACUCAGCCUUAACUGAUAUUUUCCAGGAUAAUACACCUGUAUUAAGAAAAAAAUUAUAUGCAUCCAAGCUGCUCCUUGAUAGGUUUUUUUUAAUUUAAUUUAAUUUAAUUUUGUUGAAACAAAGUAAAUACUUUUCAUCUGGCCGAUCCUGCAGAUCAGAUCGGGACAGUCCUAAUUAUUACGAUGAUAAAUGAUGUUACAGGGUUUUCGGGACGUACAACAUAUUUCUUGUCAGUGUCUCCUUCCUGCACAGACCAUUUUGAUUAUGUUUAAGUUUGCAAUUUGCUCCAAAAAACAAUUCUUCCUGUUUUUUGAAAAUGAAGAAAUAACUUGUUACUCCAUGCCCCAUCACAUCUCUUUUCAAAGCAUUGGACAAUUCAUCAAUUAAUGCGUUUUUGUAUGGAUUACUCUGACGCUGAAGGAACUUUUUAAAAAUGAGGAUUCUCAGGCUGAAGUUGUGGAGUUGUAAGGAGUAUCUUUGUUUUUUUAAGGUUCAGGAAAUGUAUCAUGAUAUCUGAGAUAAUGAUAUCCUCAGGAAGUGUAAGUAACAUCUACAGGUGAUGUGUCCAUUUGGCAGCCAACAUUUCUCAAGUUGUUCUGCAGACUUCAUUAACGGGAAGAGAUAACCGAAGCCAAGAGAACCAGACAAGAGGAAACAAACGCAGGAGCAGCUCUGCACUGACUGAAGUCCAAAGACGAUCCACGAGUCUCUGAAACUGAUCCUCCAUGUGCACAAACAAGUCUUGCUGAAGACCUGAAGAUGAGUGAAAGUGGAUCUGAGAGAGAUUCAGCACCUUCAACAAUCAGCUUAAAGUCUGCAAGGAGUGACCGCUCCAAAGGCAAUGUUCCAGUGUUUGGAAUUAAACCCAAAUCCUCAAGAAAAAGUCUUGCUGAAGACCUGAAGAUGAGUGAAAGUGGAUCUGAGAGAGGAUCAGCGUCUUCGACAAUCAGCCUCAAGUCUGCAAGGAGUGACCGCUCCAAAGGCAAUGUUCCAGUGUUCAGCAGUGAAACCAGACAUUCACAAACAAGUCUCGCUGAAGACCUGAAGAUGAGUGAAAGUGGAUCUGAGAGAGGAUCAGCACCUUCAACAAUCAGCUUCAAGUCUGCAAGGAGUAACCGCUCCAAAGGCAAUGUUCCAGUGUUCAGCAGUGAAACCAAACUUCCACAAACAAGUGACCAGGAUACAUCAAGCAUGCAGCAGAACCAGGACACCCUGAAGGUUCCGGAUUUUUGUCUGGAGUUUGAAUCUAAAGCCAUGGCUUUAGUAAAGAAAUCUCUGAGAUCCCAUACGAAGGUCCUUUCUGCAAAACACAAAGAACUGUUUGAGGAGGACGAUCAACAGAUGGAGAUUGAUGACAAAACUAAAGAUGCAGCUCUGAAGUUUGCCCUCCAUAUCUUGAGGUCCAUGAAUGAGGAUGAACAUGCGCACACUCUUGAGCGAAGUCAUUAUGGAGAAAUUUUCAUGUACCAGAGGAAACUAAGAUCUUUCCUGAAGAAUAAGAAUGAAUUCAUAUUGGAAGUAACUACACAACAGUGGCCUGUGCCUCUUAAAAAGAUUUAUACAAAUCUCUACGUGAUUGAGGGGGACAGUGGAGAGGUCAACAAAGAACAUGAAGUGAGACAAAUUGAGACAGCAUUCAACAGACGCAAAUCUAUGGAAAUUCAGAUCAAUUGUGAGGACAUCUUCAAGCCCUUACCCAACCAACAAGACAAACCAAUCAGAACGGUGCUCACCAAGGGGAUAGCAGGCAUCGGCAAAACUGUGUUGGUACAGAAGUUCAUGCUGGACUGGUCAGAGGAGAAGACCAAUCAAGACAUCCAGCUCCUGUUUUCACUUCCUUUUAGAGAGCUGAAUUUGAUCAAACAUGAAAGAAGAAGUUUGAUGGAGCUCCUGUCCAACUUCUCUCCAGGCCUGGAAGAAUCUCGAAUCACAGAACUGAAGACGUGCAAAGUCCUGUUUGUACUGGACGGUCUCGAUGAGUGCAGACUCCCUCUGGAUUUCAAGGGAAAUAAGAAAUGCUGUGAUGCAACACAGUCGGUCUCAGUGGACGAGCUGCUGACAAACCUCAUUGCAGGUAACUUGUUACCAGAAGCAAAUCUGUGGAUAACAACGCGACAUGCUGCAGCCAGCUGCAUCCCUCCACAGUAUGUGGAUCGGACGACCGAGAUACGAGGCUUCAACAACCUGCAGAAGGAGGAGUACUUCAACAAGAAAAUUGAGGAUGAAACCUUAGCCAGAAGAGUAAUCGCAAACAUAAAGUCUGCAAGAAGUCUCUAUAUCAUGUGCCAUGUACCAGUGUUUUGCUGGAUUUCCUCCAUCGUCCUGGGAGAAAUGUGUGCCAAAGCAGCAGGAGGAAAAAUGCCAAAGACUUUGACUCAGAUGUACAUCUACUUUCUGUCACAUCAGACCACUCAGAAGCAAGUCAAGUACUGUGAAGAUCAACAACCGGACUCCCAGGAGUAUGACGAGGUGAUCAUGUCACUUGGGAAGUUGGCCUUCCAGCAGCUGGAGAAAGGCAACCUGAUCUUCUACGAGGAAGAUCUUAGAGACUGUGGUAUUGAUGUCAAAGACGCGUCUGUCUACUCAGGAGUGUGCACUCAAGUCUUUAGGGAAGAGUGCUGUAUGCAGCAUAAAGUCUACUGCUUUGUGCAUCUGUCUGUCCAAGAGUUUCUUGCAGCUUUGUACGUCCAUGUGAUGUACACGGUCAAAGGUGUCAACCUGUUGAUGGAGGAACCUAAACUGAUGACCCAAAGCAAACCUGUAUCUGACUUGCACAAAGCUGCAGUGGACAAAGCCUUACAAAGUAAAAAUGGCCACCUCGAUCUCUUCCUGCGUUUCCUCCUCGGACUGUCUCUGGAGUCCAGUCAGGAUCUGCUCAGAGGCCUGAAGAUUCAGGUAGAAACCAGCAACACACAACAUCACUCGGGAACCAUCGAGUACAUCAAGAAGGAAGUAAAUCAGUCUCAUCCUCCAGAGAAGUACAUCAAUCUCUUUCACUGUCUGAACGAGUUGAACGACCACUCUCUGGUGGAGGAGAUCCAGACUCACUUGGACUCAGACCAAGACUUGGUGAUGGACGACCGCUCUGCAGCUGAGUGGGCAGCUCUGGUCUUUGUGUUGCUGACCUCACCGGAGAAACCAGACGAGAUCGACCUCAAGAAAUACUCCAGAACAAAGACGGGCCUUCUCAGGCUCCUACCAGCCAUCAGAGCAUCCAGAUCAGCAAAGUUAGAUGAUUGUAAUCUCACUGCAGACUGCUGUGAGGAGCUGGCCUUCAUUCUCAGCUCCAGUGCUAAUGAGCUGACUCACUUAAAAUUAAGUGACAACAACUUACAAGACUCAGGAAUCGAGCAUCUCUGCCUCGGACUUAAAAGCCCAAACUGCAGACUGAAGACACUGAGGCUGAACCGAUGUGGACUCACCCAGAGAGGCUGUGAGAAACUGGCUUCAGUCCUGAGCUGUCCCACUUCACAUCUGAGAGAGCUGGACUUGAGUGACAACGACGUUGUGGACUCAGGAGUGCAGCUGCUCUCCACUGGACUGGGAAAUGUGUGCUGUAAACUGGAAACUCUGAGGUUGUCCUUCUGUAACAUCACAGAGAAAGGUUGUGUCUUUUUGGCCUCGGCGGUGAAGUCCAACCCAUCACACCUGAGCGAGCUGGACCUGAGCUACAAUCACCUCAGGAAGUCAGGAGUGAAGCUCAUCUCUGAAGCUCUGGAGGAAGGACGGUGUGAAUUGACUAAACUCAGAGUCGACCACAAUGCAGAACACUGGUUUAAACCAGGACUGAGACGAUAUGCAUGUGAGGUAAGAAUGGAUCCCAACACUGCUCACAAACUCCUCAUCCUCUCUGACGACCAACAACAAGUUACCCACAGCGUUGAGGAGCAGUCGUACCCUGAUCACCCUGACAGGUUUGACUACUGGGCCCAAGUCCUGUCCCAGCAGGGCCUGCAGGGCCGCCGUUACUGGGAGGUGGAAUGGGAAGGAAAAUGGGUCGGGAUCGGAGUGGCGUACAACAGCAUCAGUCGCAAAGGGCCAGAAACUGACUGUGUGAUGGGAUACAAUGGAAUUUCUUGGAGUCUGCACUGCUCUGGGAAAGGCUACCGUGCGUAUCACAACCUUGAGAGCAUCGUCCUCAGUGUCCGUCCAGGUGAUUCCCGUGGACUGGCGGUGUAUCUGGACUGGCAGGCCGGCAUCCUGUCCUUCUACAGAGUUUCUUCUGGAAGAUUGCUCACACACCUGCACACCUUCGUCACCAAGUUCACUCAGCCUCUCUACCCAGUAUUCAGGGUGUGGGGAAAGGGCUCCUCAUUGAAGCUGUGUCAGCUGGAAUAACUUGGCAAAGAAAGUACUGAAUCAAGGAUCUUUGUGAAGGACUCACCAAAGGAUGUGACUUUAUUUGCAUUCUCGAGUGUCUCGUCUCUCUGCUCCACUGACGUUACCCCUUGAUUCCACUGGGUUCAUCUCUGUACCAUGGUGCAUGUGAUGCUGUCUUUUUCUCCAUUCCACCUCAUAUACCACCAGGACUGUUUCAGAAGCAGAGCAUCCUGCCUGCCUGACAUUUUUUUUUUAAAAGUUGUUUAAAGUGAGUGUUAAGUUAGUUAUGAGUUAACUAAGUUAUGAGCAGGUGAAAGUUUCUUCAUGUGAGGGAGUUUUCCUUUGUUGAUGGUGUUCAAGAUGGUUGCAAGUAUGUUUCCAAGUGGUUGUAAUGGUUGUUUAGGGCAUCAUCUAGGUGUUUAUGGGAUGGUUGCCAUGGAGAUUUGAUGACUGUAUCAAUGAUGUAUCGUCGGCACAUGUCAAGUCAACCAAGAUGUAGAAGGUGAUCAUCAGUGAUGCCACUGUAGAUAUUGAAGUGUAGUUGUCACAUUUUGGUCAUUUGCUGUACAUUCCAUGUGUUUUGUUUAUGAAAGUGUAAUUUUGUAAUUUCUACUUUUGACCACAACAACAAAUGUUGCCACAUCGGGACUCCAGAUUGAGGCCCCGUGUCAACAAAGCAUCUUUUUUCGAUUGUUCCCAAUCAGAAGCAUUGAAUAUCUCAACUUCUCUGAAAGGUUCUGGUAAAUGGGCUCCUAGAGUAAUUUGAAGAUCUCACAGCUAAAUACAGCCUCGAUAAGAGGCACUUCUUCAAAUUCCUGCAACUCAAGCAUCCGAACAGAACAGGGGGGCAGACUUCUACCAGUUACAAAACAACCCUUAGAUGAUAUAUUGAGUACCAAAAAAGAACUCAAGGGGUUUAUAUCUCACAUAUAUACUGACAUUAACAGUCUGUUAGGAAAAAAAGGGGCUUAAGGUUAGUGAAAAGUGGGAGGCCAACUUGUUUCAUAAUUUUGAAGAUGCUGAUUGGACUGAGCUUUGUGAAAAGGCCCAACACUUUUCCUAUAAUAGAAAACAUAUAUUAACCCAGUACAAUCUGAUACAUAGAGUCUAUCACACCCCCGAAAGACUGCACAAUAUAAGUCAGACAAUCUCUCAAUACUGCCCAAGGUGCAAAUCCAAAGUUGUCUCUCUUCUUCAUAUGUUCUGGUCUUGUUCACAACUGUGUAUCUACUGGGAAACAUUACUGAGAACCAUAUCCAAGAUAGCUAAAACAAAUAUUCCAUCUGAACCAAUGUUAACUCUAUUAAGGGACACGUCCAUGCUGCCUGUAAGGGACAACAAAAUCAGAUUCAUAAGAAUAGCUCUGACAAAAGCCAAUAAAUGCAUGUAUCUUAAAUGGAAGAGUGAACACCCGCCCUCACCCUCACUUUGGCUUAGUGAACUGACCUCCUGUAACCCCAACCAGAAAAUAAUGUACAGUCUAAAACAAAGGCCAGACAAAUUUGCCACCAUUGCUCUUUUUUCUGUUUCCUGGCCUCUGCAAUAAUAUUCUCUGUAUUUUUGUCUCUUGAUGAUGAUGUCAUUACCAGCAUCCUCCUGGCUCUGAUGUCCCGAUGUCAAAUGAAAACAAACAGAUCGUAAACACAGAGGAUCCGUGCGGCUGUCAACAUAUUGUUGUUGUAGAGACAAUCACUCCAGAGAGCACAGCCACAGCUUUUCUGCCUGAAAACAACGGCAGGUUAACUGCUUUCACCACUUCACCUCUCUGAAAAACUGUUUUAACUGGCUGAAAAUCCAAAUAUUGUUCCCUGACUUGCAUUGGUCGUGAAAAUUUGUUCUCACUCAAAAUACUUUUACCUUCAAACUGUUCUUUAAACUUAAGUUCACUGUAAGAACUUUAGGCUCCUCUGAACACAUACUCCCUCCUGCUGUGUGUAGCUUCUGCAAACUAUUAGCCCCAUUAGCUGUUAGCUGCCUUCAGGCUCAUUUAUGCUCUAUGUAAAUACAAAAAUAGAUCCGUCUAUUUCGAACAAUAAAACCAUCACUGCCCAGGUCUUUCCAGGCUUCCAUCACAUGGAUGUUGAACAAUACAACCACAAGAGGGCGCUGCUCAGAGUCAUUGGUGUUGCACAGACCUCAACUUUUCCAGUGUCCUCCCAGCUAUUCUCAAAAAAGUUCCAGCAUUUUUAGAAACUUUUCCCUUGUGUCCUCUGGUUGACUCUCUUUUAGCUAAACCGCCCCCCACGACUCCUGGAGGUUCUGCUCCAUUGAUCCGUAUCCACAAGCUUUUAGAAAACAUGCAGGAAUGAGGACAGAAGUCUCCGUCUGCAUCCGUAUCCAACUCUGAGCAGAAAUUAACCUUUAGCCAAACUCACCAAAGGACUAGAUUAUCAAGGAGAGAGUUUCUCCUCUCUAAUAGUGAGCUAACUGCUACGCGUUUGUAUGUAUUUAUAUGUCUUAUAUUAUGUAUGUUCAUGUAUCUUUGGUAUUGUAAUGAAUAAAUAGAUAAACAUACACAUAUUUGUCAACUCUUGUAAUGAAAUGAUGCCUCUGGAUUUAAACAUGACAGUUCAGUAAUUACACCAGAUCAGUGUGUGAACAGUUAAGUGUCGAUGGCGCAGCAACAUCCAUAUUCUACCCAGAAUUCAGUUUGGUUCAAGUUUUCAUGUUUUACUUUCUGUCUGAUCAACAGAUAAUUUAUUUCCACUGAGAGAAAUAUCAGUUCAUGUUAAAUAUUCGAACUCUUUUGUGCAACAAUCCUGUGGACUUACUGACCUGUCAUCUUUAAUGUUCAAACAGUUUCCCCCCAGGAUUAAUAAAGUAUUCUGAUUCUGAUUGUGAUUUCAAAUAAAAUUCAAAUGAAUGCA